Molecule: messenger RNA, 6311 nt
Organism: Felis catus (domestic cat)
Lineage: Eukaryota; Metazoa; Chordata; Mammalia; Carnivora; Felidae
Gene: LGR6
Product: leucine rich repeat containing G protein-coupled receptor 6
Exons: 18
Coding region: 349-3252 (967 amino acids)
Biological process (GO): G protein-coupled receptor signaling pathway
Cellular component (GO): membrane
Molecular function (GO): protein-hormone receptor activity; G protein-coupled receptor activity; protein binding
Source: RefSeq, a predicted model, not a curated record
UUUCCUGGAUGAAAUUCCUGCCAGCUCCGAAGGAAGGAGGGAAGGGGAGCGAGCCGCAGCGCCGAAAGUUUCCUUGACUCCUCCUCCGCCUGUGUCUCCCUCCCUUGCCAAGCCCAGCCUGUGAAACUGAAUAACGAAGAUCACUCAACAAUGCCUGCCCCUCUCUGACUGCACCGACCCGCGCUCCCCGCCGCUGCCGCCGACACCCAGCAGAGCCCGCGGGGCGGUCCCCACCGACGGCGCUGCCCGCCGGGCCCGGCCGCGGGCCCCAGAGGCGAGCAGCGGCUGCCACCGCGCCGGUGCGCUCGCCCGUCCGCCCGCCAGGUGCCUCGGCCGCCGGCCGCCGAGAUGCCCAGCCCGACCGGACUCCGGGCGCUGUGGCUUUGCGCCGCGCUGUGCGCCUCCGCGCGCGCCGGCGGCGCCCCCCAGCCCGGCCCGGCGCCCGCCGCCUGCCCGGCUCCCUGCCACUGCCAGGAGGACGGCAUCAUGCUGUCGGCCGACUGCUCUGAGCUCGGGCUCUCCGCCGUGCCCGGGGAUCUGGACCCCCUGACGGCUUACCUAGACCUGAGCAUGAACAACCUCACGGAGCUGCAGCCUGGCCUCUUCCACCACCUGCGCUUCCUGGAGGAGCUGCGGCUCUCAGGGAACCAUCUCUCACACAUCCCAGGACAAGCAUUCUCUGGCCUCUACAGCCUGAAAAUCCUGAUGCUGCAGAACAACCAGCUGGGAGGAAUCCCCGCAGAGGCGCUGUGGGAGCUGCGGAGCCUGCAGUCUCUGCGCCUAGAUGCCAACCUCAUCUCCCUGGUCCCGGAAAGGAGCUUUGAAGGGCUGUCCUCCCUCCGCCACCUGUGGCUGGACGACAACGCACUCACCGAGAUCCCUGUCAGGGCCCUCAACAACCUCCCUGCCCUACAGGCCAUGACCCUGGCCCUCAACCGCAUCAGCCACAUCCCUGACUACGCCUUCCAGAACCUCACCAGCCUUGUGGUGCUGCAUCUUCAUAACAACCGCAUCCAGCAUCUGGGGACCCACAGCUUCGAGGGGCUGCUCAAUCUGGAGACGCUAGACCUGAAUUAUAAUGAGCUGCAGGAGUUUCCUGUCGCCAUCCGGACCCUGGGCAGACUGCAGGAACUGGGGUUCCAUAACAACAACAUCAAGGCCAUCCCAGAAAAGGCCUUCAUGGGGAACCCUGUGCUGCAGACCAUACACUUUUAUGAUAACCCAAUCCAGUUUGUGGGAAGGUCGGCGUUCCAGUACCUGCCUAAACUGCACACGCUAUCUCUGAAUGGUGCCACGGACAUCCAGGAGUUCCCAGAUCUCAAAGGCACCACCAGCCUGGAGAUCCUGACCCUGACCCGCGCAGGCAUCCGGCUGCUCCCACUGGGGAUGUGCCAACAGCUACCCAGGCUCCGAGUCCUGGAAUUGUCUCAUAAUCAAAUCGAGGAGCUGCCCAGCCUGCAUAGGUGUCAGAAGCUGGAGGAAAUUGGCCUUCAGCACAACCGCAUCUGGGAAAUUGGAGCUGACACCUUCAGCCAGCUGAGCUCCCUGAGAGCCCUGGACCUGAGCUGGAAUGCCAUCCGGUCCAUCCACCCUGAGGCCUUCGUGACGCUGCGUUCUCUAGUCAAGCUGGACCUGACAGACAACCAGCUGACCACACUGCCCCUGGCUGGCCUUGGGGGCUUGAUGCAUCUGAAGCUCAAAGGGAACCUGGCUCUGUCUCAGGCCUUCUCCAAGGACAGUUUCCCAAACCUGAGGAUCCUGGAGGUGCCCUAUGCCUACCAGUGCUGUGCCUAUGGUGUCUGUGCCAGCUUCUUCAAGGCCUCUGGGCAGUGGGAGGCUGAGGACUUUCACCUUGAUGAGGAGGAGCCUCCAAAGAGGCCCCUGGGCCUUCUUGCCGGACGUGCUGAGAACCAAUAUGAUCUGGAUCUGGACGAGCUGCAGCUGGAAAUGGAGGACACAAAGCCACACCCCAGCGUCCAGUGUAGCCCCGUUCCAGGCCCCUUCAAGCCCUGCGAGCACCUCUUUGAGAGCUGGGGCAUCCGCCUGGCUGUGUGGGCCAUCGUGCUGCUCUCCGUGCUCUGUAACGGGCUGGUGCUGCUGAGUGUGUUUGCCGGUGGCCCUGGCCCCCUGCCCCCGGUCAAGUUUGUCGUAGGCGCGAUUGCAGGUGCCAACGCCUUGACUGGCAUUUCCUGUGGCCUCCUAGCCUCAGUCGACGCCCUGACCUUUGGCCAGUUCGCCCAGUACGGAGCCCGCUGGGAGAUGGGACUGGGCUGCCAGGCCACAGGCUUCCUGGCAGUACUCGGGUCCGAGGCCUCCGUGCUGCUGCUCACCCUGGCGGCCGUGCAGUGCAGCGUCUCCGUCUCCUGCGUCCGAGCCUACGGGAAGGCUCCCUCCCUGAGCAGUGUUCGAGCAGGGGCCCUGGGCUGCCUGAUGCUGGCCGGGCUGGCCGCGGCCCUGCCCCUCGUCUCAGUGGGAGAAUACGGGGCCUCCCCGCUUUGCCUGCCCUACGCCCCGCCCGAGGGCCAGCCGGCUGCCCUGGGCUUUGCCGUGGCCUUGGUGAUGAUGAACUCCUUCUGCUUCCUGGUAGUGGCCGGUGCCUACAUCAAACUCUACUGUGACCUGCCGAGGGGCGACUUCGAGGCUGUGUGGGACUGCGCCAUGGUGAGACACGUGGCCUGGCUCAUCUUCGCAGAUGGGCUCCUCUACUGCCCUGUGGCCUUCCUCAGCUUUGCCUCCAUGCUGGGCCUCUUCCCCGUCACCCCUGAGGCCGUCAAGUCUGUCCUACUUGUGGUACUACCCCUGCCGGCCUGCCUCAACCCACUGCUCUACCUACUCUUCAACCCCCACUUCCGGGAUGACCUGUGGCGGCUCUGGCCCUGCACGGGGACCUCAGGGCCCCUAGCCUACACUGCUGCCAGCGAGCUGGAGAAGAGCUCCUGCGAUUCUACCCAGGCCCUGGUGGCCUUCUCUGAUGUGGAUCUCAUUCUGGAAACUUCUGAGGCUGGGCGGCCCCCCGGGCUGGAGACCUAUGGCUUCCCCUCGGUAACCCUCAUCUCCUGUCAGCAGCCGGGGGACCCUAGGUUGGAGGGCAGCCAUUUUGCAGAGCCAGAAGGAACCCACUUGGGGAACCCACAACCCUCCAUGGAUGGAGAACUGCUGCUAAGGGCAGAGGGAGCCAUGUCAGCAGGCGGGGGCUUGUCAGUGGGCAGGGCCUUCCAGCCCUCUGCCUCGGCCUUCACCUCACACUUAUAAAUGUCCCUCCUCACCCUUCUCUUCCCAUCUCUUCCCUUCCCUCUCAUCCCACUCCAUGAAUGAUGGCUGCUUGUAAAAUAAAUUCAACCAAAACUCAACAGCGUGAUCCACAGCAGGGACUGGGCCAUGGCUUCCAUUGGUCUCUCUCCCGUGGCCACCACCAGUAUGUGCUUCUUGGCUUGGUUUCCCCAUGGCCUUCCUCUAGACCUCUUCCCUGUCAUGUCUGAAGCUGUGGACCAGAGAUCGGGAAAUUUCUCUGCCUAAGGAAAAUGAGUGACUGGGAUAGAGGGCUGAGCAGGUCAAGGAUCAGGGUACAAUGGGGCAGGGGGACCUCACAGAGAAAGACCUAUUGGGGAACUGCCAAAGGGCACUUGAGCAUCUACCCUGUGACUCAUGGACUACAUACAAAAUGUGUUCUGUGUCUUGUUAAUCUUGAGCUAUGCCAUGCAAAAAGACUCUCUGUUAAAAGAAGUUUUAGAAGAUACUGCACAAUUUGUCCUUUCUUGGAGAGUCACAGUACAUAUUAGUAUAGUAAAGGCUAUGAGAAUUCCUGCAGCAGUAAAAUCCGUUGAACUUUGUUUAACCCAGCUACCCCAGAUUAUUUGACAACAGGUGUUUGUUUGGUUGUUGGUUUUGUGGGAUAUCUAUUAACAUCUCACAGAAUUUAACACUGCUAUUUCCCAGGGCCCUCAUUUCUAUACCACCUAGUGCUACUCAGUGACAUCACAAGAUGCCACAAGUCCUAGAAAACCCCGAUCCUGGGAGUUUCAUCUGGGGUAAAGUUGGUGAUUCCAUCAACCAGAGAAGAUUCUCCACACUCUCUACCUUGCCAUCCCUCUUGCCCUUGGAAAGAUGGUGAAGAGGCUGCCUUUGUGGUUCUAACCUCUACCCCCCGGAAAUGGGGCAGGGAUAAGGGAUCCCAUAUUGGCUCCCACCUCCUUCCUAAGCCCAACCACCAAUGAAACUUCUGCCCUCAGUAAAAGAGAGGGUUCCUGGAUCCUGGCAGGGUAUAUACAGGGAAGUCCAUGGCUGUCUGGCUUCCUCCUGGCUCUAAGUUGCCUUCCUGUGGUUCUCCACCAUAUGACCCUUGCCAACUCCUGCCACAAGCCUAGUUUUUUCUUUGCAUCCUAGGUCCUGCCUUCUCUGUGGGAUGGGGGGGGGGGUCCCUGGCCAGCAAACUGGAGGGAUAUUUGCAUUGUAUGUAUUGUUCAGUAGGAAGCAUUAUAGGAAUCUGGGAUUCCUGGGUGCCCCGAAUAGGCCUGACCCUUCCAUCUCCAGUCAUAACCUUCCUGCCUUAUGGUUCACCAAGUGCCUCUGAGCAUUCCAGAGUGCUCUCCACCCCAAACAUAUACACAUUCAAUCUCAGGAGGAGGAGGUGAGAGCUAGGACAUUCUCAAAGACAUAAAAAGGGAAUCCAAGACUCAGAAAAGGGGCUCUACUAUUAAGACAACUCUGAGAAGGUCCUUGACAGCCUGAAGUUUAGCUUCUGUUUUCUCUCUCUGCUGCCCUCAGGGCCCAGGGGAAAUUCUGACAUGAGUCAGCAAGGUUGACCAGGCUGGGGUAGAGGGAUGAGGCAGAGACGACGAGUGGAACUUGGCAUAUUUCUAAAUCUCAUUUGACCCGCUAAGUUGCCUGGACUCUGACAGGCUCUGAAGCUAAAUGUGCCGAAUUUGUAAUCAUAGAAGGACCUUAGGGUCCUAGCACAAGGUUGACCUCAGAGUAGGCACUCACUAGAUGAGGUGAAUUCAUUUAUCAAUUGGUUGAGAACCCCUGGUCUCCCUUUCUCAGGGCUAAUCAAGACCCUCUCAUGGAAGGAGUUUGCCCUGCUUUGGGUACUGGGAGUUGGUGACUAUUAUGGGGAAAGGAGUUCUCUGAGAUGCCCCAGGGAUGACAGAGUUGGUAUGAUUUCAGGGAGCUUUGACUUCUAGGAAGUCACCCAGUCCCCUCCUCACAGCUACCCCCAACUCCACGUGAUCAUUUUCCACCUUGGAGUCAGGGAGCCAGUGUUGAGUGGAACGUGGAAUGAAGUGGCCAUGUGUUAGAGGUUUAGGAGUGAUGGAACAGUUCCCUACAGGUGGCCUCUUCUGUGAAAAGGGUGCCAGUGUGUUUUGGCUGCAAGCUCUAGGUGGUACCGCUGUCAUCUUAUCAUUUACCCCUAAAGAUCUGGGCAUUUGCCAAGUCUGGCCUUCUGGACAGAGGAGAGGUAUAGGGGAAGGGAGUGGAGGUGUUUGCCAUGAACGAUUUCCAUUAAUCAAAAAGCCUAGUAGAUGUUGUACAUUUACCCAAAAUAAGGUGGUAGUUUCUUUGUUUCUGACUGGCUUUCUAGCAAGUCAGUAUAUUACUCUUUUGGUUAUCCCCAUUAUAAUCAGUAGAUUAUCCAUGUCUUUGAUGAAACACAAAAUCAAAAACCAAAUAAUUCGUGGCAUGUGAAAUCUUCCAAAAUGGUGUCCACGGGGACGAAUCCAUCCAAAGGGCUGUGAUGGCAGAAAUGUUGGGAACUGCUGACCUGGUACGUGCUGCCCAGGCCUCUAUGUGUUGUGCCCUGACAAACAGUGUCAACCACGAUCUCCCCUCAGACCAACUUGUGGAAGAGAAAGUUCUUUAGUGGACCAUUGGUUUGUCAAGCACCUCAGUACCCACCAAGAGGAAAACUCUUUAACUCAGUGCUGAGAUUUGAAGACUAUGGAUGAACAGAGCCUCUAGCUGGGCCUUUUCUUUGCCUCCCUCUCCCCACUUCUUACUCCCCAAACUCCUUCCCAACUUUCCUUUUCCAGAAAGAAUAAAAGGCUUAAGGAUUAGGGAGGAGAAGGAGGAGGAGCUACCAAGAAUGAGUAGGCCGGGAUAAGUGAGGAUGAUGGAAAGUAGCUAGAAUCCUUGAUCCUUUCUGGCACCAUCCCCUCUAACUACCUCUGCUCUGGUGUAGCAAGUUCUCAUACCCACCUAUCCCCUAUAUCACUUCUGGGUUCCAGGCCCGUGCCCUCUCCAGCUGUGGGAAGUGUAAGAAUUGUCAAGAUGUAAAUAUUUGGAUUCUUCUGUAUAAUAAAGCACCAGUGAAGUAU